AUGUCGAUGCAGGACCGGGUGCUUCUGAUGCCUGCAAUUGCAAACAGACAUGCGUUCCUAUGGAACAAGAAGGUGAUUCAAUCUACAGACUUUGAAGUUGUCUUCGCAAUUUCUGGCAGCCUCCCGCGAAACACACAACAGGAUGGAAGUCUGGCUUUCUGGAUGGGCACAGAGGAUUGCACAAAGAAUUUCAACGAGAAGGCACUGGUGGAGAAAGUGCUACGUGAUAGGAACAUGGAUUGGAGAGUGGGUUUGAAAGAGCUUGGAUACUCUGAAAAUGGCUGCAAGCCAGACUUCAAGGGGAUUGCCGUCAUUUUCCUCCCCUUUGACCAGGAUCGGAAACUCAGGCAGACGGUCGCUGCCGUGUUCUCGGAUGGGACUCGGCCCAUCCCGACGCCUUUGGAAGAUGUACUGAAGGACUCCAGGGCAAAGGUUGUGACUAGCGACUGGCUGCCGGACAAGAACACCGCAUCUACUCAGGUGAAGGUCAGGGUGCAUGCUGAUGGCAGCAUCGUCGUGAGCAAGCGGCAGGCAGGUAUGGCCCAUCUUGCGGGAGCCGUGUGGUCCUGGGCUCCAGAUGGUCAGGAGGUGAAAGGAACUUUUGUCCUUCAGCCUGACAAUACGCUGAGUUGGAAGGGUCAUCCCAACUCCGGACGAUGGAACGUGCUCCCAGGUGGAAAACUCAACAUAACCCUGUUCGAAGCUAACUUCGUUCUGCGUCUCGAAGGCAACCGAGCGGUGCAAGAGCUUCCCGACUUUCCUGUCCGAGCAAUAGCUUAUCUUGGUGGGCAGGAAGUCGAGGACGAGCCAUGGCAAAGGCUUGCGAUCUUCCUUCCCAAGACCCUCGCAGUGCCCGUGCCGAACAUGUUCUACGGUUUCACAGGUUACAGCGGCACCAAGUUCGGUAUGGAGGUGAACCUGAACUACUUGGGCACCUUCAAUCAUGAUCCGCACGUGGUGGGAGAGGACGGCUUCAGCAUUGCCCAGUCACAGCAAUGGAAAGAGGCCCUGGCUGAUGAAGCUCGCUUUAUCGAUCGGGUCUCGCAGCGUGAGGCCAUCGAGCGCUUGACUAAGCUCCUUGGCGACCAUGUUGCCGAAGAGGGAGCCCUGGAGGAAGCGAUCAGGUCUGACCUGGUGACUUUGGAUGGUCGCCUGGAGCACCUGAGUGCGGACGUCGGCACCUACUUGGCAGCAACCGAGGCUUGGUCCCCAGAAGACGGCCAGCUUCAUGCAGAGGCCAUCAAGAACCACCUGGGCAAGGUCAAAACCCUGCUGACGACGGGCAAGGAGGUCAACGAGGCAGCGCUUCAGCAGGCCCGGGAUGCUGCAUCGCGGCUGAAGGACACUCAGAACAAGAGGAUGGCGUCAGCAGAUGCCAAGCAGAAGGUCCAAUCUGUUGUUGAUCAGUCGCAGACGGUCAAGGAUUAUGCAGCUGCAGGUUCUUCUCAAUCCCAGCUGCUUUUCGUUUUGAUCGUAGUUUGCGUUUCGGUGCUCGGCGCCAUGUUCUUCAACAGGAUGCGAUAUUACGAGAAGAAGCACUUUAUCUGA
Molecule: messenger RNA, 1548 nt
Organism: Symbiodinium necroappetens
Lineage: Eukaryota; Dinophyceae; Suessiales; Symbiodiniaceae
Source: the annotation of a GenBank genome assembly